CAUACUUUCUCAGCACAGUUGACGAUUUCAGAAGAAAAAAAAAUCUUAAAACAGAGAAACUUGCUCAGAUUCUAGGGAGAGUGAGAGAGAGGAAGAAUUUCAGAAUUGUUGAAGAUGAUCGGUAUGCAUUAGAUUCAUUGAUCGGAACACUAUGGAUAAGGAAACGGAGAUUCUCUCCCGUCUCGCCGCGAACCACCUUCACCUUGCUCAAUUCGAGCCGUUAAAGGCAACGUUACUCGCUCUCAGGGUUCGAAACCCUGACCUCGCUCACUCGAUUCUCCAGACCAUCGUCUCCAACGCCGGUAGAUUCGAGAAUGUCCUCUGGUCACCACGCUCUUGCUCUUCCCCGUCUCUUCUCGCCUUCCUCUCCACCAUCGAGCUUCUCAGAUUCGAAAACUCUACUACUUCCCCUUGGGGGUUCGAUUCAGAGACUCUAGGUUUGCGUGCGGAUUUCUUGUUGAUGGUCCAGGUUUUGAUCGAUAGAGUUAGGGAUGGUGGUGACAAGGAAGGGAACUGUGUAACGGUUUUGCAAGGCUUUUUGGAUUUGGGUGUUGAGAGGUUGAGGUUUGAUGUUGAUGCAAGUAGCAGCUUUAUGAUUGAAGAAGAUGAUGUUAUGGCUUUGAGGAGUAUAGUGUUGGAUUACUCUGAUGUUUUCGAUGCCUUGUGCUGUAACAUUAAGAGGCAACUCAAUGGUUCCAACAGCUGUAUGGUGGAGGAAGUAAUGGAGAGAAACGAGGCGAUAGAUAUUGAUCCUCGAGGAGAGGAUAACAAUGAUGUGUUUGCUUUGAUACACAGAAAUGUUCAGUUAGCACAGUUGGAUGCUAUGAGAAGAAAACUGGAUGAAGGAGAUGAGCUCGGGGCAGCUGAUCGAAUACGCUAUCUUCACCUUGAUUAUGGCGUGGAGAAAGAGAAUUAUCAUUCCGUUCUAAAAGAUCUUCUUUCAAGAGUUAUGGAAAAAAAGGAUGAAUAUGGUGACUCCUGGCACAUGGUGCGCCGGAACUUGCUGUUUAUCUAUAAGGAAGCUCUCUCUUCUAAUUGCGGAGAUCUUCUCCAGAUGAUUCAGGGUAUCCAAGAUGGUUUGCUUCUACCAGAUAACCAUCUACAUAUAUCUCUCGACAAUGACCAAAUUCCUCCCCCUCUAGAGUGUUUCCUGAGAUGCCUUGUAGACCUGAAAACUGAGAGAAAUGUAGAGGACAAAAACUCCCCGCUGAGCAUGGCAGUUAAUUCUUGCCUCAGAGACAUGUAUCAUUAUGCUCGUAUUUCUGGAUCACAUGUGCUUGAGUGUGUGAUGUGUGCUGCUUUGUCUUACGUGAAGAAAGAAAUGCUUCAGGAGGCUAAUGAUGUUCUUACUUUGUCUCCCAGACUUCGCCCAUUAGUAGCUUCCAUGGGUUGGGACAUGUUGCCUGGAAAAACUGCAGCCCGUAGAAAGCUGAUGCGGCUACUUUGGUCUAGUAACUCACAAGCAAUUCGGUUAGAAGAAUCUACUCUUUAUGGAAACAAUACAGAUGAAAAAUCUUGUGUGGAACAUCUCUGCGAUACAUUAUGUUAUCGGCUGGACCUUGCAUCUUUCGCUGCUUAUAUCAGUUCUGGUAAAUCUUGUACCCCAAAGGCAUCUUUCUUGAUGCAUGGUAAUGUGUCAUCUGAGAAUAAUGAUGCGGAGGUGGAUCCUUUUGUUGAAAAUCUUGUGUUGGAAAGGCUUUCUGCGCAGAGUCCACUUCGGGUGUUGUUUGAUGUUGUUCCGGGCAUAAAAUUCAAAGAAGCUAUAUCACUGAUUAGUAUGCAACCUAUUGCUUCAACUGCAGAAGCCUGGAAGAGGAUUCAAGAUAUUGAAUUGAUGCAUAUGCGUUAUGCUUUGGAGGCUAUUGUUUUAGCAUUAGGUGCGAUGGACGAGGUCAUUAAAGAUGAGACGGAUACUAGUCAUCAUGUGGUAUUUUACUAUUUAAAAGACCUCACCACCCAUUUGGAGGCCAUUAAAAAUGUUCCACGCAAGAUUAUGAUGGUCAACAUAGUUAUUUCACUCUUACAUAUUGAUGAUAUUCGUCUCAGUUCUACUUCUAGUUUGGAUCUUGGCGAUCUUACUACAGAAGGGGAAAAUGAAAUUGUUAUAUCUUUCACAAGAAAGCUACUCAAUGUUUUACGCCGCAAUCUUCCAUCAGAGCUGAUUGAACAAGAGUGUCAACUGGAUGGUAGUUACAGUGCUGAUGGAAGACAGGCUUUAGAAUGGAGAGUAUCGAUGGCUAAACAUUUCAUUGAAGAUUGUGAAUGGCGGUUAUCUAUUAUGCAGCAUCUUUUGCCACUUUCUGAACGCCAGUGGGGUUUAAAGGAUGUUUUAAGUGUUCUAAGGGCGGCCCCUGCAAAACUACUUAACCUCUGCAUGCAAAGAGCUAAGUAUGACAUUGGAGAGCAGGCAGUUCAUCGUUUUGCCCUAUCAGCAGAGGACAAAGCUACUCUUGAAUUAGCUGAAUGGGUGGAUAAUGCCUUCAACAGAACAUUGGUAGAAGAUGUGAUGUCUCGUACUGCUGAGGGAGCAUCUUGCGGUUCAAGAUUUAGAUUUUGGUUCUCUAGCUUCUCAAUUGAGUCCAUUGGCUGUGAUUUUACUAUGCAUAGAUGCGGCUGCUUCUUCUGCCAAAUCUACAAAAAUUUCCAAACAGUUAUUGGAUAA
Molecule: messenger RNA, 2662 nt
Organism: Raphanus sativus (radish)
Lineage: Eukaryota; Viridiplantae; Streptophyta; Magnoliopsida; Brassicales; Brassicaceae
Exons: 11
Coding region: 152-2662 (836 amino acids)
Source: RefSeq, a predicted model, not a curated record